Messenger RNA from Periophthalmus magnuspinnatus, 6984 nucleotides. RefSeq names its product myosin VIIAb (gene myo7ab). Bases 124 to 6663 code for a protein of 2179 amino acids. The record is from RefSeq and is a predicted model, not a curated record. Gene Ontology annotation, cellular component: cytoskeleton; myosin complex. NCBI's taxonomy places the organism in Eukaryota, Metazoa, Chordata, Actinopteri, Gobiiformes, Gobiidae. Gene Ontology annotation, molecular function: protein binding; ATP binding; cytoskeletal motor activity. The transcript is spliced from 48 exons.
GCAGAGGACUGGUAACUCCAAGCGGCUGCCUAAACCAUGACUGCGCUGAACUGUGUGCCUCCCAAUCCCUGCCAUAGCCCUGGACAGAAGUCGCCUGUGCUGGAGUCCACUUUUGGCUGAACCAUGGUCAUUCUGCAGCAGGGGGACUAUGUGUGGUUGGACCUGCAGACUGGCCGGGAGUUCCAUGUGCCGGUGGGGGCUGUGGUCAAACUGUGUGACUCCAGACAGAUCCAAGUACUGGACGAUGAGGGACAGGAGCACUGGAUCUCCCCUCAGAAUGCCACCAACAUCAAGCCCAUGCACCCCACCUCCAUCCAUGGGGUAGAGGACAUGAUCAGGCUGGGAGACCUGAACGAGGCUGGUAUCCUCCGCAACCUGCUCAUCCGGUACAACGAGAGGGUCAUCUAUACGUACACAGGCUCCAUCCUGGUGGCGGUGAACCCGUACCAAGUGCUGCCCAUCUACACGGCCGAGCACAUCCGCCUUUACACCAACAAGAAGAUUGGAGAGAUGCCCCCCCACAUCUUUGCCAUCGCAGACAACUGUUACUUCAACAUGCAGCGGACCAACAAGGACCAGUGCUGCAUAAUCAGUGGGGAGUCUGGAGCAGGAAAGACUGAGAGCACUAAGCUGAUUCUACAGUUUCUGGCAGCCAUCAGUGGACAGCACUCCUGGAUCGAGCAGCAGGUCCUGGAGGCCACACCCAUCCUGGAGGCCUUUGGUAACGCAAAGACCAUUCGCAAUGAUAACUCCAGUCGCUUCGGGAAGUACAUCGACAUCUACUUCAACAAGAGAGGAGCCAUCGAGGGGGCAAGGAUCGAGCAGUACCUCCUGGAGAAGUCACGCGUGUGCAGGCAGGCUGCGGAUGAGAGGAACUACCAUGUGUUCUACUGCAUGCUGAGGGGGAUGGCCCCAGAGCAGAAGGCCAAGCUGGGACUGGGCCUGGCCACAGACUACUGCUACCUCACGAUGGGGAGAUGCACAGAGUGUGAGGGCCGCAACGACCUGGCGGACUACUCCAGUAUCCAGUCGGCCAUGAAGGUCCUGAUGUUCACCCACACAGAGAACUGGGAGAUCUCCAAACUGUUAGCCGCCAUCCUGCACAUGGGCAACCUCCGAUUUGAAGCUCGCACCUUUGAUAACCUGGAUGCCUGUGUGGUGGUACACUCCCCAGACCUGAGCACAGCUGCGGCUCUGUUGGAGGUGGAGCCCAAAGAUGUGAUGCUGUGUCUAACCACGCGCACCUUGAUCACCCGUGGAGAGAGCGUGUGUACCCCACUCAACAUGGCACAGGGGCUGGACGUGAGGGACGCCUUCGUCAAGGGUAUUUACGGCCGUCUGUUUGUGUGGAUCGUGGACAAAAUCAAUGCAGCGAUUUUCAGACCCCCGUCCUGUGAGAGCAGCGUGAUGCGCAGAUCUAUAGGUCUGCUGGAUAUCUUUGGCUUUGAGAACUUCACUGUGAACAGUUUUGAGCAGCUGUGCAUUAACUUUGCCAAUGAGAGCCUGCAACAGUUCUUCGUGCGUCACGUGUUUAAGCUGGAGCAGGAGGAGUACAACCUGGAGGACAUCAGCUGGCAGCACAUCGAGUUCAGCGACAACCAGGAGGCGCUAGACAUGAUUGCCAUCAAGCCCCUCAACAUCAUCUCACUCAUUGAUGAGGAGAGCAAGUUCCCCAAGGGCACAGACGCAACCAUGCUGUACAAACUCAACUCUCAGCACAAGCACAACUCAUACUACAUCCCUCCCAAGAACAGCUACGAGACCCAGUUCGGGGUCCAGCACUUUGCCGGGGUGGUCUACUACGAGACCAAAGGGUUUCUGGAGAAAAAUCGUGACAGCCUCCACACAGAUAUCAUUCAGCUGGUCCACUCCUCCAGGAACAAGUUCAUCAAGCAGAUCUUCCAAGCUGAUGUAGCCAUGGGUGUGGAGACGAGGAAGCGCUCCCCUACUUUAAGCAGUCAGUUCAAGCGCUCGCUGGAGCUGCUCAUGAGAACGCUGAGUGUGUGCCAGCCCUUCUUUGUACGCUGCAUCAAACCCAACGAGCACAAGAAGCCAAUGUUGUUUGACAGAGAGCUGUGCAUCCGUCAGCUCCGGUACUCUGGGAUGAUGGAGACCAUUCGGAUCAGGCGGGCCGGGUACCCCAUCAGAUACACCUUUGCGGAGUUUGUGGAACGCUACAGGGUACUCAUGCCUGGAGUCAAGCCCGCUCACAUACAGGAUGAUCUGCGAGGGACAUGCAAGCAGAUCGUCCUGGCCAGACUGGGCAAACAUGGAGACUGGCAGAUCGGAAAGACCAAGAUUUUCCUAAAGGACCAUCACGACAUGCAGCUGGAGAUUGAGAGGGACAAAAGCAUCACAGACAAAGUCAUCCUCAUCCAGAAGUCUGUGAGAGGACACAGGGAGAGAACAACUUUUCUGAGGAAACGUCAUGCAGCCAUAGUUAUCCAGACGAUGUGGAGGGGCUACAGGUGUAAGAGGAACUUCCACAAGAUGCAGAGGGGCUUCCUGCGCCUCCAGGCUGUGUACAAAUCCAGAAAGUACCACCAGAGUUACCUCCUGACCCGGCUGCGUGUUACUCAGAUCCAGGCUCGCUGCAGGGGCUUCCUCAUCAGGCAGGCCUUCUGGAGACGUGUGCGGGCUGUGGUCACCCUCCAGGCCCACACCAGAGGCAUGAUUGCCCGCCGCAUGUGCCAGCGCCUCCGGGCCGAGCGGCAGAAGUGUUUGGAGGCAGAACGUGAACGGCUGGCGGAGGAGGAGCAUCUGAAGAACCUGAUGACGGCGCGCAGAGCCAAAGCUGAGGCCCAGAGGAAACAUGAGGAGAGGCUGGAGCUCCUGGCCCAGGAAAGAGAGGAGCAGGCCCGUGAGGACAGGGAGGAGGCGCGGAGAAAGAAGGAGCUACUGGAGCAGGUGGAGAGGGACAAGGAGCAGCCCGUGGACCACUCUGACAUGGUGGACCGCAUGUUUGGUUUCCUGGGCAACACCGGAGCACUGGCCAAUCAGGACGGAGAGGCACCAGCAGCCUUUGAGGACCUGGUGAAGCCCAGUGUGGCUGUGGACACAGAGGAGCUUCUGGCCCCUCCUCUACCCGCAGACGAGCACGAGGAUCUGUCCAACUACAAGUUCUCCAAGUUCGCCGCCACAUACUUCCAGGGCGUGUCCACCUACACAUACAUCAGGAGGGCCCUCAAGCAGCCCCUGCUCUUCCACGAGGAUGAGGGCGACCAGCUGGCUGCCUUAGCAGUGUGGAUCACGGUGCUGCGUUUCAUGGGAGACCUGCCCGAGCCCAAGUGUCAGCUGGUUCUCAACGACGGCAGUGAGAAGAUCCCUGUGAUGACCAAGAUCUAUGAGACUCUGGGCAAACGCAGCUACAAGAGAGAGCUACAGGAGUUGCAGGUGGAGGAGGAGCUCACGAUCAGCUCCACAGACAGUCAGAAGAGGAACAGUGUGCGCCACAAACUCAUCUCUCUCACUCUCAAGAAGAAGUCCAAGAUCACAGAGGAGGUGAGUCGGCAGCUGCGUGACGGGGACUACAGUCUGCAGGGGAACAGCAUGUUAGAAGACAGACCCACUUCAAACCUGGAGAAGCUACACUUCAUCAUCGGGAACGGCAUUCUCCGACCAGCGCUCAGGGAUGAGAUCUACUGUCAGAUCUGCAAACAGCUGAGUCAGAACCCGUCCAAGAGCAGCCAUGCCCGGGGCUGGAUCCUGCUGUCUCUGUGCGUCGGCUGCUUUGCUCCCUCCGACAAGUUUGUCAAAUACCUGCGCAGCUUCCUGCUGAGCGGGCCUCCUGGCUACGCUCCAUACUGUGAGGAGAGACUGAGGCGGACCUUUGUCAACCGCACCCGCACACAGCCGCCAUCUUGGCUAGAACUCCAGGCCACUAAGUCCAAAAAGCCAAUAAUGUUACCGGUGACAUUCAUGGAUGGCACCACAAAGACGCUGUUAGCCGACUCUGCCACCACGGCCAGUGAGCUUUGCAAUGCUCUGGCAGACAAGAUCAACCUGCGCGACCGCUUCGGCUUCUCCCUCUACAUCGCCCUGUUCGACAAGGUGUCGUCUCUGGGCAGCAGUAACGACCACGUGAUGGACGCUGUCUCUCAAUGUGAGCAGUACGCCAAAGAACAGGGCGCGCAGGAGAGGAACGCCCCCUGGAGGCUGUUCUUCAGGAAGGAGAUUUUCACACCCUGGCACUGUCCCGCAGACGACCAGGUGGCCACCAACCUCAUCUACCAGCAGGUGGUACGAGGAGUCAAGUUUGGAGAGUACCGCUGCGAGAGGGAGGAGGAGCUGGCAGAGCUGGCCUCACAGCAGUACUAUGUGGACUACGGCUCAGAGCUGCUCCAUGACCGGCUGCUCAGUCUCAUCCCCUCGUACAUCCCCGACCGAGAGAUCUCCUCCAGCAAGAGCCCUGAAAAGUGGCUCCAGCUGGUCACCGCUGCUCACAAGAAGGGAGUGCAGAGCCGUCGGAGGAGCAGCGUUCAGAAGGUGAAGGAGGACGUGGUGGACCUCGCUCGGAUAAAAUGGCCUUUGCUCUUCUCACGCUUCUACGAGGCCUUCAAGUUCUCAGGGCCCAGUCUGCCCAAGAACGACGUGAUAGUGGCGGUGAACUGGACCGGGGUGUACUUUGUGGACGAGCAAGAGCAGGUGCUUCUGGAACUGUCCUUCCCUGAAAUCACUGCAGUCUCCAGCAGCAGAGGAGGCAAACUGCAGGGCCAGAGCUUCACCCUGGCCACCAUCAAAGGCGACGAGUACACGUUCACCUCUAACAACGCCGAGGAUAUCCGCGAGCUAGUGGUCUGCUUCCUGGACGGGCUGAGGAGGCGGUCCAAGUAUGUGGUGGGACUGAUGGACUGUCCCAGCUCUGCUGGGGAGGACAACACCUUCCUGUCCUUCCAGAAGGGUGACCUGAUCAUUCUGGAUGAGCACGAGGGAGAGCAGGCUUUGACCUCCGGCUGGGCCCAUGGAUUUAACGAGCGCACCCGCCUCAGAGGAGACUUCCCCGUGGACUGUGUCUAUGUGCUCCCCACCAUCACGCGCCCCCCCUACGACAUAGUGGCACUGGUGUCCAUGACCCCAGACCAGAGGAGGGAGUCCAUCACUCUGUCCCAGCUGGAGCUGUCUGAGCACGAAGAGAGAGCCAAAGCCUACACACUGGAGGAGUUCUCCUAUGACUACUUCAGGCCUCCCCCAAAGAACACGCUGAGCAGGAUGAUGUCCAAGUCUCGGACCAAAGACCGUUUGUGGAGUUGCAGCCGGGAGCCCCUCAAACAGCCCCUGCUCAAGAAGGUUCUGUCCCAGGAGGAGCUCUGUCAGGAGGCAUGCCAGGCCUUCCUCGCCAUCCUGAAGUACAUGGGCGAUUAUCCGUGCAAACGUGUGCGAUUUGUCAAUGAGCUGACGGACCAGAUCUUUGAGGGAGCACUGAAGGCCGAGCCACUAAAGGAUGAGAUCUUCUGCCAAAUCCUCAAGCAGCUCACCGACAACCACAUCAAGUACAGUGAGGAGAAGGGCUGGGAGCUGCUCUGGCUCUGCACUGGUCUGUUCCCUCCCAGUAACAUGCUGCUCCCCCAUGUGCAGAGAUUCCUCCAGGCCAAGAAGCACUGCCCCCUCGCCCCGGACUGUAUGCAGCGACUGCAGAAGGCACUUCGAAAUGGCUGUAGAAAGUACCCCCCUCACCUGGUGGAGGUGGAGGCCAUCCAGCACAAGACCACCCAGAUCUUCCACAAGGUGUACUUCCCCGACGACUCCGAUGAGGUGUUUGAGGUGGAGUCCAGCACUAAGGCGAAAGACUUCUGCCACAGUAUCUCUGCUCGUCUUCUGCUCAAGUCCUCGGAGGGCUUCAGCCUCUUUGUCAAGAUCACAGACAAGGUCAUCAGUGUACCAGACGGGGACUUCUUCUUUGACUUUGUGAGACACCUGACAGACUGGAUCAAGAAGGCCCGCCAUGUCAAAGAUGGAGGCCAGCUGCCCACACUCACCUACCAGGUGUUCUUCAUGAAGAAGCUCUGGACCAACACCACUCCAGGGAAGGAUUCCAUGGCCGACUCCAUCUUCCACUACUACCAGGAGCUGCCGAAGUACCUGCGCGGGUACCACAGGUGCAGCCGAGAGGAGGUGUCCCAGCUGGCAGCUCUCAUCUACAGAGUCAAGUAUGAGGAGGACAAGAGCCACUUCCACAACCUGCCCAAGGUCCUCAAGGAGCUGGUGCCCCAAGACAUGAUCCGACUGCUGGGCCCGGACGACUGGAAGAGGUCCAUCAUGUCACUGUACAACAAACACUCAGGAAAGACUCGAGAAGAGGCCAAACUCUCCUUCCUCAAAAUCAUCUACAAGUGGCCCACCUUCGGCUCCGCCUUCUUUGAAGUCAAGCAAACGACAGACCCAAACUACCCCGAGACUCUGCUGAUCGCCAUCAACAAACAUGGAGUCAGCCUCAUCGACCCCAAGACCAAGGACGUCCUGACCACGCACCCCUUCACCAAGAUCUCCAACUGGAGCAGUGGGAACACCUACUUCCACAUCACCAUUGGCAACCUGGUGCGAGGGAGUAAGCUGCUCUGUGAGACCUCCCUGGGCUACAAAAUGGAUGACCUCCUGACAUCGUACAUCAGCCAGAUGCUGACCACCAUGACCAAACAGAGGACAUCCCGCAGCAGCACCAAAUGAAACUGCCCCCUAACCCUCCCUCCUCACAUAGGUCCUCACACGUGCGGGCAUGUGCCUGGUCUCCAGCAUGUCUGUGUCCUUCGAAGCACCUCUUGCCUUUAAUUCGUCCACAGAGUUUUUGUAACACCACCGUUGUCAUAGUGAUACCGUUUUCCUUCCCUGUUUGCUGAUACAUUACUGAUAACCACAUUUCCACACAGUAUUUGUGCCACCUUAAGAAUAGUUAUGCUAUUUUAAAUAUAAACCUCUAGUGACAUUUCAAACAUGUAUCAUCAUGUUGUUUCAUUAUUUGUGUCUCUAGCAAUAAAUACAUUUUACAAA